Molecule: messenger RNA, 1627 nt
Organism: Anoplopoma fimbria (sablefish)
Lineage: Eukaryota; Metazoa; Chordata; Actinopteri; Perciformes; Anoplopomatidae
Gene: c5ar1
Product: complement C5a receptor 1
Exons: 2
Coding region: 64-1098 (344 amino acids)
Biological process (GO): positive regulation of cytosolic calcium ion concentration; phospholipase C-activating G protein-coupled receptor signaling pathway; inflammatory response
Cellular component (GO): plasma membrane
Molecular function (GO): G protein-coupled receptor activity; complement receptor activity
Source: RefSeq, a predicted model, not a curated record
CAGCCUCAUAACUUCCUGCCAGCAGUGAAGCUGCAACUGGCCGCUGAAACUCUUCAACCAGCCAUGGAAUACCAUGAAUACUCCAUUACAGUAGAUUAUGAUGAUAAUUACACAAUUGUGUUUCCUACCAAUGUGACACCUGAGAUUCAACCGGUCCAGAUUGCAGCUCUGUUCUUCUACGGCCUCGUCAUCCUGCUGGGUGUCCCGGGUAAUGCCUUGGUGGUGUGGGUGACGGGCUUCUGCAUGCCCCGCUCCGUCACCUCCAUCUGGUUCCUCAACCUGGCUCUGAUCGACCUUCUGUGCUGCCUCUCCCUCCCCCUGCUCAUGGUCCCUCUGGCCCACGACGACCACUGGCACUUUGGUCCACUGGCCUGCACGCUGGUCAAAAGCCUGUUCCACCUGGUGCUGUACUGCAGCGUCCUGCAGCUGGUCCUGAUCAGCGUGGAUCGCUGGAUGCUGGUCAGCAGACCCGUCUGGUGUCAGAACAAAAGGCGACCCAAGCAAGCCGUCUGCUGGUGCGUAAUCGUCUGGUGCUUGGCCCUGGUGGGCAGCAUCCCCCAGUUCAUCUACACCAAGCAGAUCAAGGUAGGGGAUGACAAGCGGGAGUGCCUGACGGUGUACAGUUCACUCAGCGCCUGGCUGGUCACCUCCUACCGCUUCCUGGUGGGAUUCAUCAUCCCCUUCGUGGUGAUCGUGGCCUGCCACUUGGUGGUGUACAAGAGAGCAGAGGGCGGGAUGUCCAGAGCUCGGAACCGCUCCAAGCGCACCCUGCGCGUAAUCAUCGGGGUGGUGCUCAGCUUCUUCCUGUGCUGGCUCCCGCUGCACAUCGUGGACUUCCUCAUAUUAACUACGCCUAGGAAUUCCAGCCACAGCCCCAAACUUUACCUGGCACAUGUUUUAGCACUGAGCCUGGCUUAUUUCAACAGCUGCCUCAACCCGCUGCUCUACGUGUGUCUGGGUCGGGGCUUCAAGGAAAGCAUUUGUCGCUCCAUGCGCAACGUGCUGCAGUUCAUCAGCGAGGACCCGGCCACGAGGAUGAGCAUGACCACUAACGACACCAAGAGCUCCAGCAAUGGAAAGGAGACGAGCAAAAUCUGAUGCUGUGUUGACUCUGUUUGUCUUUAGAAUCAGCUUUUUUUUCUUUUUUUUUUUACACAAAUAAACUGGAACAAACUCAAACAUUUGAAGGGCCCUGCUGUUUUUGCAAGCUAUUGUGAAAUGCAAAGAUGUUAUCGUGACUGCAAAUCAGGAACUAUUUUUCUAAUCUGCAAUGUUUGCUGUGAAUACCCAUGUCUCAUGCAACAAUAACACUUAGUUCUUUUGCUCAUACACAAGGAUGAGCUCAGACUGUGUUUUCAAAGGCGUGUCUGUUGUAAAUGAUCUGAUCUUUGUAAAUGCUUGUUGUGAGUUAUUAUUCGAGUUUGUUGUUAUGGAUUAUAAUUUGUUCAUGUAAUACGUACCUGUAUAAGACACAGCCAUGUCCUCUUGCGUAACAGUAGCCUACCAUGUAUAGGUCACAAGAGGGAGCUACAGUCUAAAUCUCUGAUGCUCAAUGACCAAGGUGCAAGGAUAUGCACAUAGCUCCUGUGUGUAGUAGCAUGCCAGAACCUAAAGAAAGAAAAAUAAA